AUGGAACUCGUCUUCAUUCUUAUGCCAACUAAUUUUUCAUGUUUUUGCAUACGUGAUUCGUUUGUGCAUAUAAAUUUCUUCCUUUCUUUUCUUCUUUUCUUUUCUUUUUUAUUUCUUUACUUCUUUUCUUCCUUUUUUCUUCUUUCUUUUAUUCUUUUCUUUUCUUUCUUUCUUUUCUUCUUUCUUUUCUUUUCUUCUUUUCUUUUCUUCUUCCUUUCUUUUCUUCCUUUCUUUUCGUCUUUCUUUCUUCUUUUAUUUUCUUCUUUCUUUUCUUUUUUCUUUUCUUCUUUUCUUUUCCUCCUUUCUUUUCUUCCUUUCUUUUAUUCCUUUCUUUUCUUCUUUUCUUUUCUUCCUUUCUUUUCUUCAUUUCUUUUUUCCUUUCUUUUCUUCUUUUCUUCUCCUCCUUUCUUUUCUUCCUUUCUUUUCUUCCUUUAUUUUCUCCUUUUCUUUUCUUCUUUUCUUUUAUUCUUUUCUCCUUUUCUUUUCUUCUUUUCUUUUCUUCCUUUCUUUUUCUUUUCUUUUCUUCCUUUCUUUUCUUCUUUUCUUUUCUUCUUUUCUUUUCUUCUUUUCUUUUCUUCGUUCUUUUCUUCGUUUCUUUUCUUUCUUUCUUUUCUUCUUUCUCCUUGCUCUUUUCUCCUCUUUGAGAAACAUGUUCACCCGUGCAAUUUAAAACCACCGUCAUUCGCGAAGUCAUCCAAAAAGGGCACUUGCCUCUCGCUUGUCACUAGACACCAAUUCUUACUCGUCAAAUGA
This is a messenger RNA of Acanthosepion pharaonis, 753 nucleotides long. NCBI's taxonomy places the organism in Eukaryota, Metazoa, Mollusca, Cephalopoda, Sepiida, Sepiidae. The record is from the annotation of a GenBank genome assembly.